Messenger RNA from Oreochromis niloticus (Nile tilapia), 2196 nucleotides. RefSeq lists its product as uncharacterized. The transcript is spliced from 7 exons. The record is from RefSeq and is a predicted model, not a curated record. Bases 302 to 1735 code for a protein of 477 amino acids. Lineage: Eukaryota; Metazoa; Chordata; Actinopteri; Cichliformes; Cichlidae.
UACACAGUAAAUUUCCCAGUGUUAAAUCAGCAGUGUUAAAGUGUAUUUACUCUAAUAGAGUCAUUAUAACGACAGCUGGAGCAAAACGCCUCCCAGUGUGGGUGAUAAUUCGCGGAGUUAAAAGACCCAGUGUCAAUGUUACACUAGAAAGCUCCUCCCACCACAGACUCCUUUUCAAACUGAGAGGAUUUUUCACCGCGCCAUUUUCUUCACAUCAGUUACACGUAGUUCGAUGAAGAGCACUGACUAUAAGAAAUUACUGUCUACAGGAAGCAUGCCAGAGGAAUUGUAAUGUCUGUACAUGUCACUCUCCAAGGAACAUUAUUAUGAUGGCGAGAGUGGCACUGGGUACUUGGCCUGGAGGAUUAAAACCAUACAGAGAUGCACCGCUAAAGGGAGGCGAUUAUCAUCUGGAGCACCAGGAGAUGGAUCAUCGAGUGAAGACCAGUGUGGUGGACCAACUGUCAGACGAGAGUUGCAGUUUGUUACAGAGAAGGUGCUGAGUGAGGAUGAGUGCAAGGAUACAAUCUCUCUGAUGAAACAUUCAGCUGAUGAAGACACAGUCAAGAAGAAGAUGAAGUUGACAUUUGUUUAUCGACACAGCAUGGUCCUUGACCUCCUGCUGUCAAGCAACAUAGUGUCUGUUUUUCCACGUUUCAAAGAUAUCAAAGGCUUGAUCGAACAGGAUUAUGUACUGAUGUUUGGUGAGGAUGUAUCAGGCAGGUUGCUGGAGAGGUGGCCAACAACAUUCAAAAGAAAGAUUAUCCAACAAGGCAGAAAGCUUCCUUCUACCAGUGACCUGAAAGAACUUUUGCUGGCAGCUGACUCACCUGAGGAUGCCACUGAAGUUAAUGCUGACAUUGGCUGGGACAGUGGGACAGGUGGGACAAUAGCAAUUCUUUUGCUAUUACAUCUGAUUCCAUCAUCUGGUCAGGGUCGGAAGAGACCAGGAAAGGUGUCAGCUUCUCAAGCAGAAAGGCAUCUUGUGGUCUUCAAGAAGACUGGAACAAAUAUCCAAGAGCACCUUGAUGCCGUCACUACCAGCACUCAACCCUACCUCCUGGCUGUUGGGGUGAAAAAGAAUGACAUCCACUGGUUCUUCAUUAUUCUUGACAAGAAUGCCAUGCCAUGCAAGUCUACCUCUUCACUUGGUUCUUUUGAUGAACUGUUUAAAGCACAUUUUGUGUUUGGCACAUCUUACAACACUAUGCUUCACAACAUGUACACGUUCAUCCAAACCACGGGUUUUAGAAAACAUUUAAAUACCAAACACCUUAACUAUUUUGACCAACAGGCUGACACUGAUGUUAAUCUACAGCCUGAUGUGGCAGUUAAAGAAGUUAGCACUACAGGGGAGGUGAUGUCAACUAAUGUAGAAGAAACACACCCACAACAUCUGAAAAGGUCAAAUAAGAGCACUUUGGAUAUGUGUGCCUCUGCUGUUGCACAACUCAGGGCAGCUGGAUUAAGCCAAUCUACUGUGAAUAGUUUUGUCUCCUCAAUGGAGGAAGUGUUUUUUGAGAUUCAUACUCAGGCUAAAGAUGCAGCCUUACAGAGUGUACCUUUACAGGACACCACAAGUAAAAAUAAAUAUAAUAGUAAUAAAAUAAAGCAUUGGGAGUCCUUUAGCCUUGAAAGAUUAGCUUUAGGACCAGGAAAGAUGGUGACACUUGGAGAGCUGGAAUUAGGUCCAGAAAUUGCUUGGAGCUGUGUUUGUUUUCAGCUAAGUGGAUAAUAACACACGGUACAGAGUACCGCCCUGACUUUAUCAUCUGUGCAGAUGUAGUGUCUGAGAUUCCGGUUUUUUGUAAGAUCAAAAGUAUUGUUGUGAAAGAUGACAUUGUAUUGCUCUGCGGAAAACUGAUGGAAACCCUGUGUUUUGAUGACCAUUAUCAUGCAUUUAGGGUCAGACUGCAUCCCAAUAUGGUGCUGAAGGUGUUGAACAUAAAUGAGCUGUGUUGCUUCUUCAAAUGAAGUAUGGCAUUUCAGAUUCCUCCCUGUAUGUCGUUCCAUAUUGCAGUUUUAUGUCAAACUAAAUUCAUUGUUUUAAAGUGUUUUAUACACUACAUGAGAUGUUUUUAUAUUUUGAGCCUAACAUAAAAAUAAAGCUGUUAAAUGUAUUAUCUAGUUGUGGUCUUUGCUUACUUGUUUUAUAUGUAAAAGCAUUAUUAAAAACCAGGUUUUCAUGCUGCAAAA